CAAAACUUCAACUCUCCAAUGGUGGCAUCAGUCAUCAGCACCGCAUGGUUACUUCCAUGAACCAUCAUUUGGUCCCCAAGUACCCGUUUCUUCUUCCCUCUUGCAAUGGUCAUAAUCCUAAGCUUAGAUUCCACUCUUGUGGGCAGGUUGGAGCACAGAAGGGGUAUGCUUCUUCUGGGGAGGAACCUCAGUCGCGUGUUUCUGACACAAGUACAUACCAAGAGGAAUUCUCUUGGUCUUCUGUGAUUUUUCCGUUUCUAUUCCCAGCAUUGGGUGGCUUGUUAUUCGGUUAUGAUAUUGGUGCCACCUCAGGGGCCACAAUCUCACUGCAGUCACCUGAGCUUAGUGGCAUAGCUUGGUUCAAUCUUUCGGCUAUUCAGCUUGGACUUGUGGUCAGUGGUUCCCUCUAUGGGGCUCUUCUUGGCUCACUUCUUGCAUAUGCCGUUGCUGAUUUCCUUGGGAGGAAGAGACAACUCAUUGUUGCAGCACUGUUAUAUGUGCUUGGCGGUUCGAUCACUGCGUAUGCACCAGAGCUCAAUGUCCUCUUAGCAGGAAGGCUGCUUUAUGGACUUGGUAUAGGUUUGGCCAUGCACGGUGCUCCUUUGUAUAUUGCUGAAACAUGUCCAUCACAAAUCCGUGGGACUCUAGUAUCAUUAAAAGAACUCUUCAUUGUCUUGGGGAUUCUGCUUGGUUAUUUUGUGGGAAGCUUUGAGAUUAAUGCCGUUGGGGGAUGGCGGUUUAUGUAUGGCUUUAGUGCUCCGAUUGCUGUACUAAUGGGGCUAGGAAUGUUGAGUCUCCCUCCCUCUCCGAGGUGGUUGCUUCUCAGGGCCGUUCAAGGGAAGGGUUCGUUUCAAGAUUUGAAGGAAAAGGCAAUUCUUUCCCUGAGUAAAUUAAGGGGCAGACCACCCGGCGACAAAGAAUCUGAGAAGCAAAUAGAAGAGAGCCUUGUUUCGUUGAAGUCUGCAUAUGCAGAUCAGGAAUCAGAAGGGAGUUUCUUGGAGGUGUUUCAGGGUGCCAAUCUGAAAGCUUUCAUAAUUGGUGGGGGGCUUGUCUUAUUUCAACAGAUAACUGGCCAACCAAGUGUUCUGUAUUAUGCAGGCCCAAUUCUUCAGAGUGCUGGAUUUUCUGCUGCAGCCGAUGCUACCAAAGUUUCAGUUGUUAUUGGCUUAUUCAAGUUGCUAAUGACAUGGAUUGCUGUCUUAAAAGUUGAUGAUUUGGGGAGAAGGCCUCUUCUGAUUGGAGGUGUCACUGGCAUUGCCCUUUCUUUAGCUCUUCUUUCUGCUUAUUAUAAAUUUCUUGGAGGGUUCCCACUUAUUGCUGUUGCGGCUUUACUUCUUUAUGUUGGUAGCUAUCAGGUAUCAUUUGGCCCAAUAAGUUGGCUAAUGGUAUCAGAAGUUUUCCCGUUGCGCACAAGAGGACGGGGGAUCAGUCUGGCUGUUCUAACCAACUUUGCUUCAAAUGCAGUUGUGACCUUUGCAUUCUCUCCUUUAAAGGAGCUUCUAGGAGCAGAAAACCUUUUUCUCCUUUUUGGGGCUAUUGCUUUACUGUCACUUAUCUUUGUUAUAUCUUCAGUUCCCGAAACAAAAGGCUUGAGCCUAGAAGAUAUUGAGUCCAAAAUCUUGAAAUGAGAUGUGCUUGCAAUGUUGGUGUCAGUGGUCGUGAUAGUGGUUGUUGUGUCUUCUUGUUUUGGUUCCUCGGUUCGGAGCAAAGAAGUUACAGCUUCUCUUACCUUCUCCAUCACACCUGCAUCACCAGGAGUUCUCUUUGGACUCAUGGCCUCAGAUAUCACCUGAGACAAAGCUUUUUCAUCUUCUCCCGGCUCAAGCUUGUUCAUCAAGUACUCUUUCACCGAAACACCCUUAUCCCAUAUCUGCGAGCCAGGGCUGGCAUACCUGCCAGUGGUUGGAGCAGAUGAACAUGAAGGAGUCUGUGGUGACACUGGAGCUAAAGUUUUUGGGGUCACUGGAGCUGACCAAAUUCGUGCUGCGCUUGGAGAAGUUUGGGAAGAUGUCUUUGGAGGAGUACUUGGAGCAGAAACAAAAAAACUACUUUGAGUUCCAUCCUUUGGUGAUGUUGAAGUGUGAAGCUCAUCAGGUUUGUAAAUAGUGAGGCCUUGAAACUUGGAAGUCAUAGAAUGUGAUCCUUUGUUCAGUUCAUGAGCUAAGGUUCUAGUCGUCGCUACCCUGUUCGAACCGGCAUCAAUAGUAUUGGUGCUAGUAGCAGCUCCAGCUGCAGCAUUAGCCACAGUUGCUGGAUGAGUUGUUCUCUUGGAGAAUGACCGAGUUAAACAUUUUUCUUGCAUUCCUAGACCUGAUUUUGGUUGAUGUGCCUUCUCAGAUUCGUACACUGAAAUAAUAAUUUCACAGCAACAUAAGAUCAAAGUUAAGAGAAACCUUUUCAGAAAAUUGAAAGUUAAGGUCUUGAUUACUUGGAGCUCCAUGGUAUUCAGCUUCGUCGUGUGUUCCUUCGUCUUCCAAGCCAGAGCCGGGUGAGGGAGUUUGGUUUCCAUCGUCGUGCUUUUUCUUGCUGAGGCUGUGACGCAAUUUCUUAGCCUUCUCCUUCACUUUGGCAAGGACUGAUUUCUUCUGGUUCGGGCUAUGGUCUUCUUCCGAGUCAUGGUGCCUCAACUUAUUGAAAAAAGGUGAAGAAUUAGAAGAAGUGGAGGAGUUGGAGGAGGAGGACAAGGUGGCAGUGUUGGUUGACAUCUUAGAACCUUUUGGUGACACUUUAGACCCUUCUCCUGUUGUGCAUCAAAACAAUAACUUAGAAUGAUAAUUUCAGCAUCUAAGAAUGUAUGUUGGUAAAUUCUAGCAUAUAUCAUAAUCAAAUCUUUGCCAAAAGACAUUAUAGGAUGAUGAUUUUACCUCGGAGGAGUUGUUCCAUGGUAUGGAUGGUGGGAGUUUUUGAAGUUUCAACACCAGGUCUUUGAGGGCGUUCGAGUUGAGCCAUUUUUUCUGUAACUA
Messenger RNA from Arachis duranensis, 2963 nucleotides. RefSeq names its product D-xylose-proton symporter-like 3, chloroplastic. Gene Ontology annotation, molecular function: transmembrane transporter activity. The record is from RefSeq and is a predicted model, not a curated record. Bases 45 to 1628 code for a protein of 527 amino acids. NCBI's taxonomy places the organism in Eukaryota, Viridiplantae, Streptophyta, Magnoliopsida, Fabales, Fabaceae. Gene Ontology annotation, cellular component: membrane. Gene Ontology annotation, biological process: transmembrane transport. The transcript has 15 exons.